AUGCCUCAAAAGCAAGCCUUUCUCCAGGCUCUCACAGCCGAUGAGCACAACCAAACCAGCUUUCUUCAAAAGUUUGUACAAGCGGCAUCCCCAAAUCCACCUGGGGACACGAUCAAAGCAACAACAGUCAUCGGAGAAUAUUUAUCCAGUAAGAACAUCCCUUACGAACUCGUCGACGUUAACGGGGACGGCAAAGUCAAUGUAAUUAGCGACUUUCAAGGCGGACAACGCCCUGGCCCGCGCGUAGUGCUGAAUGGCCAUGUCGAUGUUUUCCCCGUCGGUGACGGUAGUGGCUGGUCUCGAGAUCCUUGGUCGGGCGAUAUGGUCGAUGGAAGACUCCAUGGGCGCGGAGUCGUAGACAUGAAGUCUGGGACUGCUUCGCUCAUCGUUGCAUAUGCCUUUUUGUACGAGCGUCGCCACCUUCUCUCGGGGAGUGUUGCCCUUUGCGCUGUCGCGGACGAAGAGACAGGUGGGAAAUGGGGGACCAAAUAUCUCAUUGAGCAAGACAAGCACAGAUGGGGUGGUGAUCUCAUGCUGUGUGCUGAGCCAGGUGGUCUCGAGACCAUCAGAUUCGCAGAAAAGGGAACGCUGCGAUUGACAUGUGCUGUCAAGACCAAAGGCGCGCUGGGGCCAUAUCUUCAUCUCAGUAAGGGCGCUAUCCGCACAGCCAGCGCUUUCAUAAAUGAGAUCAUAAAGUCGGCGGAAUCAAUACCUGUCGAUCUACCUGUCGAAAUGGAGAGGCAUCUGGAAAAGCCAGAGGUCCAGCGAGCUAUCGACCAAGCAAUGGGUCCUGGAACUACAACAAUUAUUGCUCGACCGACCGUCAACGUUGGCACAAUCAGGGGCGGUCUUAAAGUCAACAUGAUCCCAGAAACAUGUGUCUUCGAGCUGGAUGUUCGUAUGCCAGUUGGGACGCGGGAAGACACAGUUCUGGAGCUGAUUGACACCAUCAUCCCGCAGUACGAGCCCGCGAGUAUUGAGAUCAAGAAGCAGGCUGCUGCGAGUAACCCUUUCAGUUACUCGGUCAUCGAUCAUCCCAUCGUUGGUCAUCUCAAGGACAACGCCAAGAGCCUGCGACCAGAUGCUGAUGCUCCUAUUCCCAUCCCCUCGAUGGGCGCAUCAGAUUGUAAACAUUACCGGUAUGCUGACAUCCCAGCUUACAUCUUCGGCUGCAGCCCAGCAACAAGUGAGUCCUUCCUACUAAAGAACCCUGAGUACUUUAUUGAUGUCUCCCCAGUGGCGUCUGUGGACGAAUCAGCGUCAAUUGCAGAGUUUCACCACGUCACAAAGAAUGUGGCAGCUGGAAGACCUUCCGCUAACGCAAUCGCCCGUGACGUCGCUUCGCCGGACCUUGAUCAAUGCAUCGCAGAACAUGGUCUCGUCAUUUCUCUCGUACCGUUUGUCCACCAUGCGGCCAUCGUUCGAUCGGCUAUCAAGGGCAAGACAAACGUUGUUACCACAAGUUACGUAUCUCCUGCCAUUCGUGAACUCGAGGACAAAGCCAAGGCGGCUGGUAUCACUGUGUUGAACGAAGUCGGUGUCGAUCCUGAAGGAAACGUGGUGGAGAUUUCCAACAAAGAUCUCAUGAGCAAGGCAGUUCCAUACCACGUUCUUGAUGGAUACUCAUUCCUUGCAUAUCCCAAUCGAGAUUCUGUGCCAUUUCGUCAAGCUUAUGGAAUCCCCGAAGCUCGCACCGUCAUCCAGAGCUCACUGAGAUACGAUGGCAACCCUGCUCUGGUAGAUGAGAUUUGCAGUUUCCGCUCCGCCGAGGAACGACGUAACAUCUUGGCCGGCCUCAAGUGGAUGGGUCUAUUCUCGGACGGAGUCGCUGCGGUCCGCGAUUCUCCCCUCGACACUCUCUCCGAUCAAUUGGACAAGCUAUGCAGCUUCCAGGUCGGUGAGCGAGAUCUGGUAAUGCUCCAACACAAGUUCGUUGUCCAGUGGGAAGAUGGGACUAAAAAUACAAUCACGUCUACCCUCGAACUCUUCGGGGAGCCUGGCGGCUACUCAGCUAUGGCCAAGUCUGUCGGUUUGACCUGCGGUAUUGCCUCCCAGCUUCUUCUCGACGAGGAGCCAGCCUGGUGUGAUUGCUCCAUACUCCCGCGAGAUCUGCGACACCAUCCGAGUCAGAGUCGAAGCUGA
Messenger RNA from Fusarium subglutinans, 2142 nucleotides. RefSeq names its product Saccharopine dehydrogenase. Bases 1 to 2142 code for a protein of 713 amino acids. The transcript has 5 exons. Gene Ontology annotation, molecular function: hydrolase activity; saccharopine dehydrogenase activity. The record is from RefSeq and is a predicted model, not a curated record. Gene Ontology annotation, cellular component: cytoplasm. NCBI's taxonomy places the organism in Eukaryota, Fungi, Ascomycota, Sordariomycetes, Hypocreales, Nectriaceae.